CCCCCAGCUAAAAGGAUGAAACCAUGGGCCUGAGCGUCUCCUGUCUAAAAGGCUUCAAGAUGUGUGUAAGCGGGGCUGGGGUCAGCAGCAGCGAGGUGGCGGUCAUGGCUGAGAAAAGACUAAGGGUCCCAGAUAUUAUUAUCACCCCUCCGACCCCCACGGGGAAGGCCCUCUUGAGAGACCCCAGCCUGGAGGGCGAUGAACCCCAAGACAACUGCUGAGCCAGAAGGCAGAGAUGUGGCCUGCUGUCUCCAGGCCAAGGAGAAGGGGCCCUCCCUGGCAUUGCUAGAGAAUGUGGCUCUCCACCGUCUUGCUCAGGAACUUUCCCAGCCUCUGAGUUUUGCAAACUCCUCCCAUUUCUUCUCCUCUUGCCGGGCUGUUUAAAAAUGGACCAACAUCUCCAGAUAUACCUCACUCACACUUGCGGCCACGGCACUGUUGCAGACCCGUAACAGGCAAAGGGUCCUUCAAGGAGUCCUCCAAACCGAUUGUCUACUUGGAAGAAGACCUACGGUAAUGGUUAGGAUGGUGGCACAAUGGAUGGGUGGUGGCUCUCAGGUUCUUGUUAGUGGUGUUGGUCAACUUGGACCCAGCCGAGGUCAUUGUCAGAAGAGAAAGGACACUGACUUGCACAGAAGGUCCAGGUCCUCUGGUGGUGUCUAAGAGCAGAUUUAAGGGGAAAUGUGAUGGUUUCAAGAGCAAACAAGAC
This is a messenger RNA of Protobothrops mucrosquamatus (brown spotted pit viper), 709 nucleotides long. RefSeq names its product chromosome unknown C16orf74 homolog (gene CLMB). The record is from RefSeq and is a predicted model, not a curated record. The transcript is spliced from 2 exons. Lineage: Eukaryota; Metazoa; Chordata; Lepidosauria; Squamata; Viperidae. Bases 24 to 221 code for a protein of 65 amino acids.